UCUCUUACUCUUAUCUCUUUAGGAAAGACACUUAUUAUUAACGCCCUGGCUUAUAAAUGCAUACAUCUUUAUAUUCUUUAAUGUUUUGAAUUUCAUUUAUAUGCUUUAUAUGUCCAUUGCCGACAGAGUUCCAAUAGGUUCGAUACUAUUGUGGGUAAUAACAGCAGCUCUAAGUUUGGCCAUUCAAUGCACUAUCUGGAAUGCUAUAUAUUCGUUGUACAAACAAAUUCGUGCCAAUAGGGAUCUACAGCAACGUCUCUUGCCCACCACUACUAGUACUUCGUACACCAAUUACACCAAAAUGCCACCAACUUCAAAUUAAAUUUGUAUUUGGUUAAUGAUUUAAUAACAAUCAAAUAAAAUUCGCUUGUCAUUAUUGUUUUUUUUUAGCGA
This is a messenger RNA of Lucilia cuprina (Australian sheep blowfly), 393 nucleotides long. RefSeq lists its product as uncharacterized. Bases 101 to 322 code for a protein of 73 amino acids. The record is from RefSeq and is a predicted model, not a curated record. The transcript is spliced from 2 exons. Lineage: Eukaryota; Metazoa; Arthropoda; Insecta; Diptera; Calliphoridae.